AUGUUCGGCAUCCUAGAUUUUGCCAUCAAAAACCGAACGAAAUUCAACAAUGCUCCCUUUCCGCCACGCCUACCCAUCCUCCUGUCUAAACCCCCCCACCAUCGUCACCUUGCCUGGAACUCACUCCCUCCUGGCAUAUCCAAAACAUUUUUGUCUGUCUAUCUUUGGGUACUUUUGUUUAAGAGUAGAAAUUUAACAUCAUUUCCGAAAUUUGCGACCACUGCUAUACCGGCCUGUAGAUGGAAACGAAAAUCUAUCUAUCUAUCUAUCUAUCUAUCUAUCUAUCUAUCUAUCUAUCUAUCUAUCUAUCUCAUCUUUUUCUCUAUCUAUCUAUCUAUCUAUUCUAUUUCUAUCUAUCUCAUUUUUUAUUCUGUUUUAUUUGUUUAUAUCUAUCUAUCUAUGUAUCUGUCUCAGUCUGUUCAUUAUCUAUCUAUCUAUCUAUCUAUCUAUCUAUCUAUCUAUCUAUCUAUCCAUCUAUCUAUAUAUAUAUAUAUCUCAACAGUCAUUAUCUCUAUUUGUAUCUUCAUUCAUAAUUUUUUUUAUUUUGAAUUUGUUUAUUUCAUCUAUCUCAUAUCUCAGUCUGUUCAUAUUAUCUGUCAUUUCAUCUAUCUAUCUAUCUAUUUCAUAUUAUUAUCUAUCUAUCUAUCAUCAGCCUCAUCUAUCUAUCUAUCUAUUAUUUAUCUUUUUUCUAUAUAUCUAUCUAUCGCAAACUUUUCGUUAACGCAUCUAUCUUUUAUCACAAACUUUUAUAUAUCUAUCUAUCAAUCUAUCUAUAUAUAUUUAUUCUAA
This is a messenger RNA of Acanthosepion pharaonis, 789 nucleotides long. Lineage: Eukaryota; Metazoa; Mollusca; Cephalopoda; Sepiida; Sepiidae. The record is from the annotation of a GenBank genome assembly.